CUUUUACGCCACUCUCUCAUCGCUCUCUCUCUCUUGCCCGCCUCCCUUUGCGCCGAUCGUCAUCUCCACCAUCGAGUUUUUUCUUCUCUCCGGGCUCAUUGUUCACCGUCAGUGAACUCAACGAUCGGCGAUCAACCAGUCUUCGAGUCGCAGUAGUUUUGUUUUGUAGGUGGUCAAAGUGUUAGAAUAAACUGAAUUGCAAUGGAGGAGAAACCACCAGCACGGAAGAUGAAAUUUGCUCCAAAAGCUCCCCCUAAACGUGUGCCAAAACCAGAAGUUAAACCUGAAGUGGUUGAGGAUGAUAAUAAUAGUGCACAAGCCACGGAGUUGCUACGCAGAGUAACUGAAAGAUCUUUGCGCAAGCCAAAAGGGGAAAAGAAAGUUCCUGCUUCUCAAGUUGCUUGGAUGGGAGGUGUGGUAAAUUCCACGAGAUCAGAUAAGUACCUAAAUGGAUCAGCUGGUGCUUUUGGCUCAAACGCGACACAGGAGAUAGAGUAUAAAGAACCAUGGGAUUAUUACAGUUAUUACCCAAUCACGCUUCCGUUGAGGAGACCCUAUGCAGGCGAUCCAGAGCUCCUUGAUGUGGAGGAAUUUAUGCAGACUGUGGGAAAUCAUGAAGAUUCACUUAACACUGCCGCUAAUCUUGGUCUGAUGGAAGAUAGUGGUGAACAGAAAAUGAUUUUUAUGAGGUUACCUUCUGUUCCUUUGGUAAAACAGUCAGCAACAACAGAAAACCGUGAAACAAAGCCAAACAGCAAAGGCGGAGUUGAAAAGACUUGUGAUUUAAAAGCCAUCUUGCCAGAAGGUUUCAUGGGAAAACUACUUAUCUACAAAAGUGGUGCUGUCAAGAUGAAACUUGGUGAAGUGCUUUAUGAUGUUAGCCCAGGAUUAAAGAGCGAGUUUGCACAAGAUGUGAUGGUUGUUAACACUGAUGAGAAGAAUUGCUGUCUGAUUGGAGAUGUGUACAAGCAUGCAGUUUUGACUCCUGAUAUUGAUUCAAUCUUGAAAGAUAUUGACAAUAUGUGACAUUCUUUAACUAUUUCAUUUCAUCAAUUUGUUUCCUUCUUUCUUUAUCGGAAGAAGUCAUAGUUUUGACAUUAAGAAAGAAACUAAAAAUAUACUGUAUUUUCUUUUUACUUUCACUAAUAAACAUGCUAAAAAUUAC
Eutrema salsugineum is the source of this 1165-nucleotide messenger RNA. RefSeq lists its product as uncharacterized. Gene Ontology annotation, molecular function: DNA binding. Gene Ontology annotation, biological process: transcription by RNA polymerase III. The coding region runs from base 202 to 1026 and encodes 274 amino acids. The transcript is spliced from 12 exons. NCBI's taxonomy places the organism in Eukaryota, Viridiplantae, Streptophyta, Magnoliopsida, Brassicales, Brassicaceae. Gene Ontology annotation, cellular component: RNA polymerase III complex. The record is from RefSeq and is a predicted model, not a curated record.